AUAGCUUUAACUAUACGGGCCAUGGAUGAAAAAGAAGAGGAUGAUAAUUCGUGAUUGUGCUUUCCUUCCUCCUGAACCGGCUAAGCGAGAGGUUAUUUGGAACAGUGAGUCUCGGCCCCCGACAAAAGCGCUGACCUUUGGGAAGAGGAAUACUUUCAGUUUCCUUUCCUCGAGACAAAAAUCGAUGGGGGAGGAACUUUCCCUCAUUCUCUCUUCUUUGUCUUUUUUUGGGCGACAUCCUGAGGCCGAGUCCAUCUGUUUGCUUCAACCUGGUGGUUGAGAAAAAGGGGAAAGGUAAGUCAAGGGACAGGUUGAUCUCCUGCGCAAAGGAGAAAGCUCUGGGCGUCGCCUUCCUCGAGUCACCAUUUUGUACUUGAUAGAAGGGACCGUCUCUUGAUUCCCACCGAUCUGUUUUAAAACGUGCGUGUCGUGCCAAGUGCGUAAAGUAUACUUGCUCCGGAGAGUCCUGGUUAUCUCCGGCUCGUGGGCAUGGUGGUCCCCCGUCUCCUCGGAGGGCGCACGGUCCCACUAGAAGCCCCUUGAUCUCUCUGUCCAUGAAGCAGACAAACAGUCCGGGAGAAACGCCCUUCCAGUCUGCGCUCGGCUCCCUCUCGCCACAGACUCCGGAAGCGCCUCUUAAUGCAGCAAACAAAUCCGAAUCGGCGCUACGUCAAGAGAUCGGGGAGAAUCGAGCCUCUGCCUAAGUUUCGUGCAAGCAACUGGGGGUGAGGGACGCCCAAUAAACUGGUCUAAGGGUAAAACAAAAUGAAGACACGUCUUUGCGGGCAAGAUUUAUGUCUUCCCGUCCGUCUACUCCUCCCCCGUCACUCCCAUACGAAGGGGCAAAAAGGGGUACCGCGCAUCUGAACCCCAUUUCCUCUUCCUGCUCUUACUUAUGUGGGGCCAGAGCUCUCACAAGCUGUUUCAAAUCUAAAGAAACAAGUUGUGCUCACUUUCCUCAAGCGAUAAAGUCAGUUCUUCCUCCCCUGGUAAGCGGUCUGAAUAAAGGAAGCAAACUUUUUAGGAACACACCCUAAAACCAAGCUGAAAACUGCAGGGUGUGUUCAUUUCCUACCUCUGAGAGUACCAGAAGUUCGGUGGCUGCUGAAGUAGAAACACCCGUAUCUCUGAAACUAAUAAGGCACAUCUGAAACAAAGCGAAGUGAAUAUCCUUGCACCCAGAAUGUUUAGAACAACUCAGGAGAUAAUUUUGAGUAAUUGGUUGGGGGGAUUUUUGAUACCUUUGUCAGAGCUACCAACUGAAACGUCCAGCUUUUUAUUACAGAUAUCUGGUCAAACACUAAUUUUACUGGACUAAAGGGCUAGCUUCUGUUUGCUGCUGGCAAUUCAGACUGCCAGCGUGCCAUCAAUGGGCACAGACAGUUUUUAGCAUCUCCAAGACCUGAGGGAUCUGGUGGUGUGAUCAGAAUGUUGGAUGGCUAGUGGGGUGGAGUCAGGUUGAAACCCCGACUCAGACAUGAAGGCAAUCUUGGGCCAGUCUCUUUUAUCUUGACCUAACCUACCUCACAGGGUUGUUGUAUGGAUAAAAUAAAUGGUGGAGAGCCUGGUAUGCUACCCUUUGCUCCUUGGAGGAAGGGUGCAAUUGAAAUGAAACUCAUGAGCUUUCAUUCUUUCUGAGCACUGUUCACCUCCACCCCUAGUUUAUUUGUGACUCUUGCUAAUCUAAGUUAAACUGAAGCCAUCCAUGCUCCUAAAUUCACAUUGGAAUCUCACUUUGGCUACAGCUGGGUACUCAAAGUAAAUAUAGAAGGAUACCCAUAUAAGUUACUAAUAGUCACACAGAACACCUAAAGCUGAGUAGAAGUAGGAAGUAGAAAAAUAGCAGCACAAUUCUACAGCCUGAUCUGAGGUUAGAGAUUUAUCAAGCCUCAGACAUGUUUUUCUUCUUCUAAUGGGACCUUUCUGUUUAUAUGCUCUACAGUUCUUUACUUUGAGCUUGAAAUUCUUCUUUAAAUAGCCAUGUCAUUUAUUGCUUUCAUUGACUUUUUUGUGUUGUGAUACUUCUUGCUUUGUUUAUAGCAUGUCUGCUCCAGGUACUUCAGAUGAAAUUUUUUGGUGGUUCAGAGGCCAAAAAAUACAGAUUUCUUUGGCAAUUAAAGAUACUUUCCCUUUUCUCUAUCUCCUACGAGACAAGAAAAGAAUAUCCGAAGAAGAUUUUAAGGUGAUUAUUAUAGGCAUUGAAUUUAUUUUUUAAAACUCCACCUGGACAUGUGAAGUCCAUCUAAACUAAGAGUGUGAAAUCUUUGUCCUUACAACCAGAAAGGUUUUCUGGGUUAUAGGUGGAGCACAGCAUGAGAGGCAGUGCAGUAUGGUGAACAGGGAGCCAGACUUGGAUGCAAAGAUCUGGACUCCAACUUCACUCAGUCAGGGUUGGACUAGAUGAUCCUCAGAGUCCCUUCCAAUUUUAUGAUUCUAUGAAGGAGUUCACUGGGUGAACAUAGGCCAUUUGCACUCUCCCAGCCUAACCUUCCUCACAGGAUUCAGGGAGUAGCCUCCACUCAUCGCUCCUGAGUUUCUUUAGGAACAGUUGGUAUAAAAAUGUUCUAACAACAAAAAACAUUGCACGGAAGGAGAAACCUUACAAGUUAGUGGGGAGAUGUGAGCCACAGGAAAAAACAAAGAAGACUAACCCCAUAACAGCAGCAGAUUGUGGCUUGUUUCUGAAGAACAAGUGGCCAAAUGCCUUGAGGCUUUCUCUGGCAUUGAUAAAAAGCAUAGGAAAGGACAUUAGCUGGUCUGAGGGAUGCUAAGUGUGCAGGGUAUUUGAAUCUGGCAAAGGAAGAUAAAACUGCCUUGACAAUUUUUGCUUCCUUUGAUUGUGCUGGGAUAACCACCCAAGUAAUCUGCUAUUAGAUCUGGUGGGAAAUAGGAAAGCUACUUUGCAUUUUCUCUCUAAAAAUGUUUUAAAAGCCUAUAUUGUUUCUUUCUAGAAUUGGCGUGAUAAGGUAACUGCAAAACCAAAUGAUAUUUCUAAAGUGGUAUACGAUGUCCUUGAGAGCAUUCAGACCAAUGUGUUAGCAAUAGAGGAGAUCUUCUGCAAGGAGAACCUAGAAGCAUAUCAAAAUUUACAGCCAUUAUACGAAAGCCUAGAAAAUGGUAAGUUAUCUUUUUGGCUGUGCUAAACCAAUCAAAUAAGCCUUAAAGAUAGAAAAGUCAUCAGCAUUUACUGAGAAACGGUAGUCAGUCAGUCUUUGGGCCACAAAAUCCUGUAGAAGCCAUGCAUUAACUUUGCCUCAGCCCUCUGCCUGAGUCCUGGGAUAUAAUAAUAAUAAUAAUGUAUUUUGUUUACUUUUUCCAAUAGAUUGCCUUUUAUUGUGAAAAAUAGCAAGGUGGUUAUUCAAAGUAAAAUGAGUACACUAAAAUAAUUAAACAUGAACCAGAAUAUUCAAAACUCAGUAAAGUCAAUAGUAAGAAUUAGUGUCUAGGAAUGUCUGUAGUUUUUACCAGCAGGUGGAACACCUGCACCAUAGGUGCCCAUUGUGUCUGCAAGGGGAGAUAAUUCCAUAAUGUGGAGGCUAUAGUGGAGAGGGUCCUUCCAGCCACCGUAAGGUGUAUGCUUGCAGAACAUACAAUGAUUAGAAAAGGCAUUCAGCGAUGACAGUGAAUGGGCAGGCCCAUAUUAAAGGCGACACACUUUCAGGUGACCUAUGUCAACAAUAAAACCUCAAUUCAGUAGCAAAAAGGCAACCAAUGUAUGUAUAUUUUUAUGAGCUGAAUGGAGUGAAAGAUUAAAAGCCAUGGGGAUGUGGAGAGUGUGUGCAUGAACUUAACAGUUCAAAGCUGGUGAUGCUACCUUAGAAGAACUAAGGGCACUGUUAAGAUUGUGCAAACCUUACACCUGAACUUUACUUCAGCCUCUCAGCUCUUUCAUAAGCUACAAAUAAUUUACAAUUCAUUUUAGCCAUUUAAUUUAACGUUAAGGUGGCAAUGCCCUUGUUUUCCUAACACAUGUCCUCUUCAGUUCUCCAGCAGGUUCAGAAUAGUUCUGCCGCAGUACCUGGGAGCAGCAAAGUACUCCAGGGACAAAUGAGGAAACCUGCGUCCCCUGGGAAGCAACAAAGUGAGUUCAGUAAAAGUCCGUAAAUGAGGGACAGAGCAUCCUGUUUCAUUACCACAUUCUUGAUUAUUUGUGCUAGUAAAGCUAUCAGGACAGUCACAUGUAAUCUUGCUUUCAGUGAGUUUGUGCCUGCAAAGGUUUGGGGCAGUCACAGUGUUUUGUUUUCACUCUGACAUGAAUGCACACUUCGUACCACAUCCUCUUAGCAGGAUCAAUAAUCUGGUAAGACCACUGUCAUUCUCUGGAAGGCCAAAACAUGGGUAUUGUAACAGCUGAUAUACAUUUCUUGAUUUCAUCUAGGGAAAGGCAUGCACAAUAAUGAAAUACAAGAUUUGAGUGUUGAGGUCCGAACACUGAAAGUACGCUGUGGAAGAAGUAAAGGUGUUUUGUAUAAGAAUAGAUUCACAGAAGGUAACCAUUGAGUUGGAAUAAUAUAAUUAUACAUGGGAUUGCACCUGCUAAAGGAAUGUGAUACCAACAGCACAUGAAAAUAUUUUGGUUGUGCAAUAGCACAAGGCCUGGCCAUGUUGCCCAGAAUGCCUGGCUUUGAGAAGAAGGAGCCUCUUGGCCUUUUCUCCGUGUCCAAGUGCAAAGGAGAUGUUGGAGAAGACCUGCUUAAGCCUCAUACUGAGAUUCCUUCCCAGCAUUCAUUCUAGGGCUGUGUCCCUCUGAUCUGCCCCAUAGCUCUGAUUUGGGAGGAGGGUGUCAGGUUGACCCACCUUGGAUCAACACUGGGACCCCCACCCCACCUAGCAUUUAAGCUGCUUGCAAAAAGCACAAUGCAGCUGCAGGAUCAUAAUCCUGCUCCUUUGCAAGUGGCUUCUCUCAGGAAGCAGGCUCAGGUAGCAGGUUCCUUCCUAAUCCCAGAAGUCAGGGUAAGUCAGGGUCUUUUAUUGUGAUUUUCCUGCAUGAUGUCCACCUCUCCUUUCUGCCUAAUGCCCCACCCCUUGACAACCACCGAUUGCUCUGGGCCAUCCACCCUGGCCUGUAGUGAUCUGUGUUUGUUGCUAUCUAAUUCGUCUGAUGCCAGAGUCCCUCCUAAUAUGCCAGUUUUGGCCCAAGACUUGGCCAACUCUGGUGCACAGCCCUAGUUCAUGACACAAUCUUUGUUCAUAUCUUUUUUCCUAAGUAGAUAUUGGAAAAGAAUCUCCUGUUGGCAGAACUUCUUUCUCUCUUCAGUGAAAUUUGCCAGAUGGGAUAAGUGAGCCACAUUGAUGUGACUUAUCUGUUUGUCAUAGGUGUUUCAUGGAAAUGUAUCAAGGGUUCCGAUGGAAAAUGGUUCACACCAUCAGAAUUUAAGGCUAAAGGAGGAUAUAAAAGUUCAAAAGGCUGGAGAAGAUGUAUCCGCUAUGGUGGGAUUUCCUUAGAAGCAUUAAUCAAGGUAUGCAGUUCACGUAUAAUAAUCUGUUAAAAAAUCAGUUUUUACUUGUAAUGCCAAAGAAUUUCAGGUGAUAACAUCAAGGCUUUCCAGUUAUCCACAAAUUGUAUUCUUAUGACUGGUAUAAUAUCCUGCAUCACGUGUGAAUAAUUUUCAUGCACAGUUGUUGCAUGAAAAAAACAUUCUUCAAGUAUGGCCACCUUAAGAUCAGUAGCAAAGUGUCCUGGCAGAAUGACAUGUCCUCCUACCGACUUUUAAACAAUGAUAUAUAGUAAGGUGCUACUUAUGGUUCUAAUUUAUUUUGUGUUCAUUUUGAGUGCCUCAGAGUUAACCCAAUACAUGUGAUUGUUUCAGUGGGGAGAAAUACUGAAGCCACAACCGGAAUCCUCAAGAAUGCAGAAGGUAAAUAAUUACUAGACAUUCUUACCAGAUGGUUGUGUUUUCCACAUAUACGGCACACACAUCAUUCCUUAAGAUAUUUCUGUGCCUCCCUGUUGCACAACAGUAGGUUAAGCAGUCAGAUGUCCUGCCCAAGGCAAAUGGCUUGAACUGACCUCAUGGAUGGGCUUCACGCAUGCAACAUAUGAGGGGAGGAAAUCCAAAACAGGCAACAGAGAAGAUGAAAUGCCAACCAUGGCCAUUACUAGUGCUACCAAUGGCAGUCUAUCAGUGGUGAGAGCAUUUACAAGGGGACACUUGAUUACACACCCUCACCUUAGGGCCCAAGAAACGUUGCAUGCGUUAGCUUCCUGCACCUCUCGUUUCCACAAAAAAAUAUUGAAUUGAGAAAAGAGGAAGGAUCACAUUUAAAGGAAACUACUAGAGGUUAUCAGUUGAAGCCAAAAUAAAAAAGUCUGUUUCAAAUUAUUUUUUCUUCCCCACACCAUUACAUGUUUUGAUGAAGUUGAUAUACCUGCCAACUGAAUAUUCUUUAUUAAAGUAUUUUUAAACCUCCUUUCAGGGAAUAUUGACAAGAAAUACCACAUAUUACAACCUCUGUCUCUCUCUUACACACUCUUAUGCUUUCAAUAAUUUUAUUUUUCACAGUGACAGGUGUUUUUUCUUCUUCUCCAUUUCAGCCAGAUGACCUGUGUGCUGUGUGCUGUGUGUGCUGUGAGGAGAAAGGUCACUGAUACACUGCAAUUCAUGUCUCAGAUCUUUUCAGGAAGAUUGUUGAGAAAAAGCAGUUCACUUCAUGUCACAUUAGCAGAAUGCAAAGUUGGUUUUUGACAGGCGAUGGUAAAAUAGAACUAAAUCAAGCAAUGAUCUCCAUAUAUAUCAAAGUGAAUGUUAUAAUAUCUUCUCCCUUUAGGGUUUGGAAAUUUCAGUAGAUGAAAAGUAGUGGAAGAUAAAUUUGAAAAUAAAUUUUGGGAAGUGUUUUCUAUUCUGUAAGCAAUUACUUAUGUUCCCUCUUCACACUUGCGAGCCAUCCAUCCCAAAAAGUACUAACUUGCUUGCUGUUUUUAAAACCUCUUAAAAUGCUUUCAUUUUAAAGUUAAGUGUCUAUGACCCAGAUAGACUGAAAACUUAGCAGUAACCUUGAUACCAAGCCAAAAUGUCUUUAGCAACUGUUUAGUGACAGCAUAAUUGAAAGGAUGUGCAUAUGUGUAUGCAUUUGGAGGGGUUUUUUGUUUGUUUCCACGGGCUAAGAACAAAGAACUGAGCUUGGGGCUGGUAAAUGAGAGGUGUGAAGAAUCAAGCUGGAAAUGUGAUGCAAGCAAAUCUGGACUUUGCUGCUUGCACUGGCCUCAUGAAACGAGGAGAGGACAACAUUAGGACAACCCUGGAUUUGGGCAAUGGAUUUUGCUGCUUUUGCAACAUUAUGGGAUUCUGGAUCCUGUUGGAGAGGACGUUGCUUCCCAUCUUUGUCUAUGUAAAACCUCUGUCUCAGUGCCAUUUGGGAGAAGGCUACCCAGCAAACCUCUAUAGACAGGACCAGGGCUAGACAUUUGACACCUGAGGCAAACCACCAAAUGGUGCCCCCCACCCCCCGGCCAGGGAAGAAGGGGUGAGUGAAGAUGUACACCAGGAACAAGUGGGGAAUAAAUAUUGACAUUGGGAUCUGCUACGCCUGUGGAUCCUGCCGCCUGAGGCAGUCAUCUCACCUGACCUCGUGGAUGGGCUGGCCUUGUCCAUAGCGGCAAAUGUGUCUGCAACACCUUCUCAUGCCUCAGUCUUUUUCUAUUUUUGCUUGUUGCAAGGAUCACUGACCGGGAUCCUUUGUAUGUAUAAGUAUCACUCCAUCCUUGGUAUGUGUAUGGAUUAGGGUUAGUCUGCUUAGAUAGGAUGACUCCUUCACUCGAAUUUUUAUUUACCCUUUUCCAGGGUAAAUCUCCGCAAGGCAAAGGAUGCCCAGUCUGUAAAUGUUUGAUCAGGAAAUAAAGCUUUUCAACUUUUGUCUGGC
Messenger RNA from Podarcis lilfordi (Lilford's wall lizard), 7860 nucleotides. Lineage: Eukaryota; Metazoa; Chordata; Lepidosauria; Squamata; Lacertidae. The record is from the annotation of a GenBank genome assembly.